Molecule: messenger RNA, 3496 nt
Organism: Saccostrea echinata
Lineage: Eukaryota; Metazoa; Mollusca; Bivalvia; Ostreida; Ostreidae
Product: transforming acidic coiled-coil-containing protein 1-like
Exons: 18
Coding region: 107-1906 (599 amino acids)
Biological process (GO): cerebral cortex development; cell population proliferation; mitotic spindle organization
Cellular component (GO): cytoplasm
Source: RefSeq, a predicted model, not a curated record
AGGAAGUUGUCAAUAAACUUCAUCUGUUUGUCGCAAAGACCAGACCUAAAAUUUGAGAUAGAAAUGGUUGAAUAUACGAUUUUAUGAUUGACGCAAAACAACGGCCAUGGAAGAAGAGGAAAUCCCAUUGCCUGCUUCAAAAGGAACGUACAAUAUAGACUUUGACAACCUGGAUGAUUUUAAUCCAUUCCAAUCAAGUUCCAAAAUGGGUUUCUCUCCACCAAAGACAGACUCCCCCCUCAACCCAUUUCAAUCCAGAAGCAAAUUAAGAUUGUCUCCGCCCCUGAGUGAUUGCAAUGAAAAUCAGAUCAAGUCUGAGAGUGUCGAUUCUGUGACUGAAAACUCAGAUGUGGUGAAUACUGUUGAUACUGAAAAUCAGUCAGUCAAGGGAACAAAGAAUCAGAGGUCACCAGAAGAGGGUUCACCACAGGGGUCAAAGGUCGACAAAAAUCCAAUUGAAAUGUCUGAUACUAGUACACAAAAAGAAAUCCCCAAAAAGGAAGCCAGCACAAAGAAAGCAACAUCUCCGAAGAAGGGAAUCAAAAAGCCAAAAAAAUUCAAACCACCAGCAAACUUUGGGUUUCAGGGAGGAGGUGACAUAGAAAUAUUUGCCCCACCCCCAAAAAACAGCAAUCCAAGUGAAGACAAGCAACAAGCAGAGACUAUAGCCAAUGAGCAUGACUUACCUGGAUCACAUGACGUAGAAGUGACCAAUCAGAUGACACAUAGUCUGGAGAUGGUCCAUGAGUUUGGUGCUGGAGAAAUGCCUGAAGAAGAUAAUGAAGGCUUUGCUACAGCACAAGCGGGAAUUGAUGAACAGUCAGCUUGGGAGAUGCUGGAUAAAUAUGGAACAGAGGAAAAGUGUGAAGAUGGAGAAGACAAAGAAUUUGUUCACCAAGAGAAAACAGGGGAGGUAGAUGUUCAUCCUUCGGAAUCCAGUGUAGAUCCAGAAGACAUUGUUAACAGCUCCCCGAGUCCGUUAAUGACCACACCCAAGGCCUGGACGCGUGUUCCCAAACACCCAGCAGCUCGGGUACUGGAAGAAAAUCUGGAGGAGCAUGGGGGUGUAAGGGGAAGUAAUAAGAACAACAGUGAUGAAACUGACGAAUUGAAAUACUACGAUGCUUACGAAUAUCCACCUAAGAAGGAUGGUAAAGAAAUGACAGAGGCGAAAUCUCCGGUUGAUAACAAUAUUGUACAUCUAGUCCAGGAACAGAGCAGCAAUAAUAAGGUGCUAAAAUACUCUCAGUCUGAUGUGAAUAAAAUAAAACAGGACUUGGAGCUCGACUUUCAGGCCCGACUCCUAAACAAGGAGAGAGAAUGGAGUCAGAAACUAGGGGCACGGGACAAAGUAAUUACAGAGCUACAGGAACAAAACAAAUUGUACAAGGCAACUAAUGAGGACAUGAGGGCAGUUGUUGCUGAGUUUGAAAAGACUAUUGCCCAGUUACACACUGAAAAGGAGAGAUCGGUGAAUGAAUCACAGCAGACAUUUGAGGAAGUCGUCAAAGAGCGAGACCAGGCCUUAGAAGAUCUUCAAGGAGUGGAAGCCUCAUUUUCAGAUUUGCACAGACGAUACGAGAAAACGAAAGGUGUUGUGGAGGGUUUUAAAAAGAAUGAGGAGGUAUUAAAGAAGUGUAUCCAGGACUACCAGAGUAAAUUAAAAGUAGCCGAGGACAAGCUACAGGAAUUCGUCCAGCAGGCAGAGACCAAGAUUGACAAUGCUAACAGUGAAAUGGAACGCACCCGUAAGACGGCAGCAUCGGACAUUGCUCGUCUGGAGGCAGCGGUGAAGAAAGCAGAACUUCAAGUCCAGAGUCUACAGAGGUCACUGGAUCAAAAGGUAAAAGAAAAUGAAGAAUUGACCUCAAUAUGUGAUGAACUGAUAGCAAAAGUGGGAAGCUGAAAACACCUCCAUAUCAACGUACCAUCAUCAUCCCAACUCCAUACAAGAAACUGUACACCAAGUUUCAUAAUAAUUCAUUAAGACUGAAUGACUUGGUAAUUUAAGUGCUUUAUUGAAAUUGAAUGAUUUUUGGAAAUAUACUGCCAUUAUAAUUCAUCACUCAAUUUUGUCAUUUUAUGUAUCAGAUUCAUGAUUUAUAUGAUUAUACGCUGUCAGUCUGCAUUAAUUUCUUGCCUCCAGUAAGCUUAUGAUUUUUAUUGAAUUUGAACAAAGAAUUUAAAUAUUUUCUGCUUCUAACAUGCUUAUGACUAACAUAAAGUUCCUACCUGUACAGGUAUUUGUUCUUACCUGUACAGGUAAUUGUUACUUUUGAUAUACAGUAUACUCACUUUUAUCUCAAUUUUCUUGACAAACUUCAGGUACUUGACUUUGUUUGAAAGAGAGAAACAUUAGAUAAACUGGGUACCCAAUGUGAUACAGAAACCAUUUUUGUUCUUGUUUAUUAAAGAAUAUAGAAUCUAUUGAAAUAUUUUACUAUGUAUUAUUACAGUUUGUUAUGUUUACAAUGCAAAUUUUAUUUGCUGUGAAAAUGAUAUUCCUUUGAUAUAUGUUAUUGAACGAAUUGUUACACCUUGAAUUUCAAAUGUACUAUUGAAUUGUGCUGAAACUUAACAUAUGAAAAGUAGGAAUGAGGGAUGUAUGUAAAUCAUAUAGCUAUUUAUGUUAUUUAAAAUUCUUCAAAGUGUCAUUUAAUUAAGGUCCAUUGUUUCCUGAUAUGUAUGUAUAGAACUGUCAUGAUUUAUUUGUAUACUGUCGAUAAGUUUUGCAAGAGUUAUCCUCCCUAGGUGAAGUGAUGACCACUUUAAAAUAAUUAAUAUUAAUUAAUAUUAAUCUCAAUAAUUAAUAUUUUUAAUGUGAGGAUGAUUCUCAACAUCAACAUCAUUUUGUGAUGGAUAUAAAUAUCAUUAAAAAAUGUACAUAGAGGAUUUUGCAUAGAAUUAACAAAACCUGGAAGAAAAACACCAAAUUAACACAUUCACAAGGAUUGUCUGAAAUAAAUUUGUGAAAAUGUUCAUCCUUUGAAUUUUACAAAUUUAUGCUAGGUUUAUUUUUUGGUGCUUUGUUUGAUUUUGAUGAGGAAUUUAAUCUCCUUUAUCACGCUGCAUAUCCAUGACUGUUUGAUUUGCCAAUACACUGUACACCAGUGCACCAUGAAUAUAUACUAUUUGAGCAUACUUAAUAUCAUUGAUAAUUUAUGAAAAUAGAUCAGGUUUUGCCAGAAAAUGCUUGUGCUUAGAAUGUAUCAACUCCCAACUUCCUUUUGAAGAAAAUGAAUUUUCAUCAAAAAUAUGUAGGAUAUGAAGAGAUUAAACUAAGAAUUACAUGUUUACUUGCUAGUAAAGAUACAAAUACCAGUAUGAGAUCAGAAUAUGUUAUACAAUAAAUUAUUACAGUCACUGCAGUUGCCAUGAUUAAAAAUUUUAUCAUGUCUGGUCAUUUUGUUGCAAUUACACUUGUGCAUGUUAUUUGAUAUACUAUGAUUUUUUUUAUUAAAAAGACAGAGAGGAGAAAUUGUAGUUAUUGUUUCUU